AUGGUUCCAAGUAUUCGAUACUGGUCAAUAAUUUGGGUGCGAAAACUUGCAACUUCUGCAAAUGUUCCGCUAAAGCCAGCUGAAAAACCAGUCGGUAUCCCGUGGAAAGAUUUAACAGUAGCAGCACUGAAAGAAACUAUUGAAGGUGAGCGUCGAGUUGCUUUGUCACCACAAGCAGCGGAAUCGCUGGUUAGCAAAGGUUUUAAAGUUAUAAUCGAAGAAAAUGCUGGUGCUGCAGCAGCGUUUACAGAUGAUAUGUAUCGCAAAAUUGGCGCGUUAGUACGAAAAAAUGAUGAAGCUUGGAACUCAGACAUUAUUCUGAAAGUUCGAGCACCCACAGUAACUGAGUGCACACGUUUUAAAAAUAAAUCAACUCUUAUUUCAUUACUUUACCCAGCACAAAACAAACCAGUUGUUGAUGCCUUAGCAAAAAAACAAUUAACAGUAUUUGCGAUGGAUUGCAUACCACGUACAACUCGAGCACAGGUUUUCGAUGUGCUCAGUUCGAUGGCUAAUAUAGCAGGUUAUAGAGCAGUAAUUGAAGCUGCUAAUAAUUUUGGACGGUUUUUUACUGGUCAGAUUACAGCUGCUGGACGAGUACCACCUGCGAAAAUACUUGUUAUUGGAGGUGGUGUUGCUGGUUUAAGUUCUAUCGGCACAGCAAAAGGAAUGGGUGCUAUUGUGCGUGGUUUUGAUACUAGGCCAGCAGUAAAAGAACAGGUGGAGUCAUUGGGUGCUGAGUUUCUAGAAGUUGACAUGCAGGAAUCUGGGGAAGGUGCAGGAGGUUACGCGAAGGAAAUGAGUAAAGAAUUUUAUGAAAAGGAGAUGGAGUUGUUUGCAAAGCAGUGCAAAGAAGUCGACAUUAUUAUAUCCACUGCUCUUAUACCGGGGAAAACAGCGCCACGAUUAAUUUCAAAGGAAAUGAUAGAAAGUAUGAAACCAGGAAGUGUAGUUGUUGAUUUGGCAGCUGAAGCAGGUGGAAAUAUAGAAACAACGCGACCUGGUCAACUUUAUAAAAGUGCGAAUGGAGUGAUACAUAUUGGAUAUACGGAUUUCCCAAGUAGACUUCCGACACAAAGUAGCACUCUCUUUGCCAAUAAUAUAUCCAAAUUUUUGAUGUCAAUUGGUAGCAGUGGAUAUUACAAUGUAAAUCUUGACGAUGAAGUUAUUCGUGAUUCCAUAAUUCUCGACGAGGGAAAAUUAUUGUGGCCUCCACCAGCUAGGCCUACCCCUCCAGCUCCAGUUCAAACAAAAAAGUCUGUACAAGAAGUAAAAGCUGUUGUUCCUUUAUCACCAUUUCAGCAAACUCUCCAAAAAGCAACAACUUAUACUGCUGGCUUAGGGUCAGUUAGUUUGCUAGGUCUAACUUCUCCAAAUGCAUCAUUCAGUCAAAUGCUUACAACUUUUGGCUUGGCUGGCAUUGUUGGAUAUCACACUGUUUGGGAAGUUGUACCAGCACUACAUUCGCCAUUAAUGUCUGUAACGAAUGCUAUUUCUGGAAUUACUGCAGCUGCAGCAGUUUAUGUAAUGGGUGGUGGUUUAUACCCAACAAAUUCAGCUGAAGGUUUAGCAGCAGCAGCAACUUUUUUGUCUUCUAUAAAUAUUGGUGGCGGAUUUUUGAUCACCAAACGGAUGUUAGAUAUGUUCCGGAGACCAACUGACCCACCUGAAUUUAAUUAUCUAUAUGCAAUACCAGGAGCGGUAUUUCUUGGUGCUUAUGGUUAUGGUUUGAAAAAUAAUUUCUCUGAAAUUCACACAUUAACAUAUCUUGGUUCAUCGUUAUGUUGUGUUGGGGCAUUAGCUGGUCUCUCUACUCAACAAACUGCUCGUCUUGGCAACUGUUUAGGCAUGAUUGGAGUUUCUGGAGGCUUAGCAGCGACAUUAGGACAGCUUAAAACCUCACCAGAAACAUUCAUCCAAAUUGGGACAGCUAUUGGCACAGGAGGACUUAUAGGUAUUACAAUAGCAAAAAGAAUUCAGGUCACUGAUUUGCCACAACUCGUUGCACUCUUCCACAGUUUUGUUGGUGCCUCUGCAACAGCUACUUGUAUCGCUGAUUUCCUCGUUGAAUACCCCCACUUUUUAGCUGAUCCAUCAAAUGCAGCAACUACAAAAGCAUCUCUCUUUCUUGGUGCUUUUAUCGGUGGUGUUACAUUUACCGGUAGUCUUAUGGCUUAUGGUAAACUGCAAGGUCUUUUGAACAGUGCAGCUAUAAAAUUGCCUGGUCGUCAUGCUUUCAAUGGUACGCUUGCAGCGGCUAAUUUGACAGCAUUGGGAGUUUAUAUGAAAUCAUCUGACUAUGUAACCGACUUAUCAAUGCUAGGAGCUACGUCACUGAUGAGUAGUAUUCUUGGUGUUACUUUAACAAUGGCCAUUGGUGGUGCUGAUAUGCCAGUUGUAAUUACUGUACUUAAUAGCUAUAGUGGUUGGGCAUUAUGUGCUGAAGGAUUUAUGUUAAACAACGAUUUAUUAACAAUAGUUGGAGCACUGAUUGGAACAUCAGGCGCAAUUUUAUCAUAUAUUAUGUGCAAAGCUAUGAAUCGAUCUAUUGUUAGCGUUAUUUUGGGAGGUGUAGGCACCUUAACUCAGGGUUCAGGACAAGCUAAGGCAAUUGAAGGAACUGCGACGGAAACAUCUUCUCAGCAGACAGUAGAACUGCUUAAGGAAGCAAAAAAUAUUGUUGUUGUACCAGGCUAUGGUUUGUGCGCUGCACAUGCCCAGCAUUCAAUUGCUGAUUUAGUGAAAAAUCUCCGUCAAAAAGGUGCAAAUGUUCGUUUUGCAAUCCAUCCUAUUGCAGGCAGGAUGCCUGGACAGCUUAAUGUAUUAUUGGCUGAAGCAGGCGUGCCAUAUGAUAUAGUCAAAGAAAUGGAUGAAGUAAAUGAUGAUUUCCCAAAUACAGACAUAACACUUGUGAUUGGUGCGAAUGAUACAGUGAACUCAGCUGCUGAAGAUGAUCCUAAUUCUCCCAUUGCUGGGAUGCCUGUACUGCGAGUUUGGAAAUCAAAACAGGUGAUAAUAAUGAAACGAUCACUUGGUGUCGGUUAUGCAGCUGUGGAUAAUCCAGUAUUUUUCAAGAAGAAUACGCUGAUGUUGCUUGGUGAUGCAAAAACCAAAUGUGAAGAAUUGCUAAGAGGAGUUACUUCAGGAUGA
Thelazia callipaeda (thelaziosis nematode) is the source of this 3150-nucleotide messenger RNA. The record is from the annotation of a GenBank genome assembly. Lineage: Eukaryota; Metazoa; Nematoda; Chromadorea; Rhabditida; Thelaziidae.